Cuscuta europaea is the source of this 1549-nucleotide messenger RNA. The record is from the annotation of a GenBank genome assembly. NCBI's taxonomy places the organism in Eukaryota, Viridiplantae, Streptophyta, Magnoliopsida, Solanales, Convolvulaceae.
UAUAAAUGGGAAUCACCCUUGUGCCAUAUUUGAAUCCAUACACUAUCAGUUUCUUCCUUACUUGUUACAAGAUUGAUCAACACCAAAGAAAGCUUAAAACCAUUAGAACUGUAGAUAGCUCAAUGGCUGCUCCACUGCUAAGUAGGGGACCUGUUAAGGUUGGGCAUAUAGAUGAUGUCCAAGAGGUGAGAAAGAAACAUUCAUCCUCUAUUCCUGAAAGGUUUGUCAAAGACCUGACAGAAAGGCCAAUCCUCACCCCUUCUUCAUGUGACAACCACCUCAAGAUCCCUGUAGUUGACUUGCACAAGCUCUUGACAUUGGACAAGAAUUCACCCCAGUUCCUUGCUGAAAUGUCCAACCUCUCUCUUGCUUGUGAACAGUGGGGAUUCUUUCAAUUAAUAAAUCAUGGAGUUGACUUAAGCUUACUAAAGGAGAUGGAGAAGUUGGCAAUGGAAUUUUUCAUGCAGCCUUUGGAGGAGAAGAAGAAAUAUGCAAUGGCCCCAGGAGGUAUACAGGGAUAUGGGCAAGCCUUUGUGACCUCAGAAGACCAAAAGUUGGACUGGUGCAACAUGUUUGCUCUUGCUGUUGAACCCCCAGCCAAUAGGAUUCCCAGUCUUUGGCCACCAAACCCUCCUCAUUUCAGUGAAACGGUGGUGACAUACACAAGAGAGAUGAAGGGAGUGUGCGAGAAAUUGAUGGAAUACGUAGGGAGUAGUUUGGGAGUGAGAGAUGGGUUGGGCAGAGUAAUUGAAAGGGAGAGUACUAUACAAGCGGUGAGGAUGAACUACUACCCGCCCUGCCCGAGGCCUGACCUGGUUCUUGGUCUCAGCCCCCACUCCGACGGAAGUGCCCUUACCGUCUUACAGCAGCCCGAUUUCGGCGCCGCCGGCCUCCAGGUUCUUAAAGAUGGCACUGCAUGGCUCCCUGUCCCCCCCAUUCCUAAUGCUCUUGUUAUCAAUAUUGGUGAUACUAUCGAGGUGCUGACAAAUGGAAGAUACAAGAGUGUGGUGCAUAGAGCAGUGGCACACAAAGAAGAGGAUAGACUGUCUAUAGUGACAUUUUAUGCACCAAGCUAUGCCACAGAGUUAGCGCCGUUGCCGGAACUGGUAAGUGAAAGCAACCCCGCCAAAUAUCGAAGCUACAAUCAUGGUGACUACAGCAAACAUUAUGUUACCAGCAAGCUUCAAGGCAAGAAAUCUCUUGACUUUGCCAAGAUCCUUCUGCCCCCACAGCAGUAACCAGUAGGCCAUGUUUUAUUAGCUCGUCCUACCAUGUCAUAUAUGUACUCCACUUGGUAUCUAAUAAAAAUAAUAUGCGUUAUAAUAAGUAUUAUAAAUAAAUAAUUGUCUCAUAUAUGAAGCAUCAAGUUUUAUAUUUAUGUGUAAUAGAUCAAAUGUGUUAAUUACUUAAAAAUUAAUAUGGCAGUGAUCCAGCGAUAAUCUAGACAUCUAGUCCAAGUUAUAACUUGAAGUCAAAUAUUUGUUGCACAUGCAUGCAUGUAUUUGGGUAAUAGCGGUGAUACAUCUAAAUAAGCCAAUUGAUCCUUUUU